Molecule: messenger RNA, 5158 nt
Organism: Coccinella septempunctata (seven-spotted ladybird)
Lineage: Eukaryota; Metazoa; Arthropoda; Insecta; Coleoptera; Coccinellidae
Gene: Tmem131
Product: transmembrane protein 131
Exons: 17
Coding region: 114-4964 (1616 amino acids)
Cellular component (GO): membrane
Source: RefSeq, a predicted model, not a curated record
AGUAUGGUUAUAUUUUCGUUCGCACCUGACAUAUAUCGAAGAUUGUUUAUGAAACCUCCGUGCUUGUGUUAUUUGAGAAUUACAUUUUCGAAAAGAUACACGUAAAUGUUACAAUGGCUAAGUAUUCGAUACCUUGGUAUAUUCUCGCCAUGGGAUUACUGAGUUUGGUAACUAAAACACAUCUAACAACUCAAGACAACGGCCAUGGAUACAUCACUAGCAGCGAAAGGUAUUUUGAUGACUUCUCCUUCAUACAGAGGGAAAUAUCAUCAGGUUUACGAUCUGAUUAUGUUGGGGAUAACUUGAAGUUUCAAAUAAAAUUCGAUCCAGCCACUCUGGAUUUUAGGCAGAGGCCACUGGGGGUGCCCCAUAUUAAAAAAGUUCAUUUGUUCAAUUAUGAUACAAAUAAAAGUAUUGACAUGACGUCUAUAUCUGGAAGUACAGUACAUUUUCACAGCUCAUUUUUCCAUGACAAGAAAAUUCCUCCGAUGGGAAAUACAAGCUUUGAUGUUGUAUUCCUUGGUAGAGAAGAAGGUUACAUAGAGAGUUGUUUAUUUAUCCACACUACAAGUGGCCACUUCAAGUACAAUGUGAAAGGAGUGAGCAUUUACAGCCCAUACUUUCUACGUCCGAUAGUAGAUAUUAAGUUGCCUGUGAAUGCAACGUUUGGACCUUUGAUUUAUUUACAUAAUCCGCAUUCUGAACCACUUCAGAUUUUGGAGGUUUAUACUAGUGGGGGCGAUUUUCAUUUGGAGCUUCCAUCGGGGGACCGAGAAGGCCCAAAAAACAUCUGGGAACUUGCACCAUUUGAAACAAAAGCCGUGAUUAGGGUUAAAUUUACAGCUAAAACGGAACAGAACCACACUGCUUACGUAAGGAUUAAAUUGAACAUAACGGAGGAGAUACUUGUUGUCCCCCUCGAAGUGGAAGUCGGGCCUAGAGGAGGGAUAUUUUCGCCACAGGGUUAUGUUGAUUUUGGUAUUGGUGGAACGAUGGAUGAACCUAGAACCAUCAAGUUGUGCCUGUAUAAUCCUUUCACAAAACCAGUGAGGAUACAGAGCAUAACGGUAAAAUCCAAGGCCAUUGAUGUCAAUUAUGCUCCGUCAGUUGUCAUUCCUACAGGGAAGGCCAAAGGUGGCUGUGCAAAUAUUGCUAACCUCACUCUUGAUUGGAAAAAAGCGUUCAAGCUGCAAGAGUUCACUGGUAAAAUUGUGGUUAAAUACAGGAACGGAAAGAGCACCGCUGAAAUUCCUUAUUAUCUAACAGCCAUCGAAGGGGGUCUGGUGUUCGAUAGCCAAUCCACCAAGUACUUCACCAACGACAAAUCAAAAAAUUCACUGCGACACUUCAAAAUAAAAAACGAGUUCAAAUCUUCGAUCAAAAUCUUGAAUCUCACACUGGGGGAGGAGGUCAAGAAGUACUUCAAGAUACACAACUUCAAGACCCUCACUUUGAAGUCGCAAGAAGAAGCGGUAAUAUUCUCUUCGGACCUCAGACCGGGUAUCAAGCUCGAGAAUUUACAAGUGAAUUCCUAUAUUCAACUUGUGUCCAACAUCUCCACGGUCAAUAUACCAUUUUUAACUUACGGAGGAACCCUCAAAUUGUAUUUACCAUUCAAGAGUAAAGACUAUUCCCUCGAUGUGGGUCUUAUAAGUUUUAACACAAAGAAAGAGGUUAAUUUCCUGGUCCUCAAUGACAAUCCAGUGAAUAUACAAGUGAGGGCGAUAAAAACCUCCAUUCCUUUGACGAGUACCACAAUCAUUGGAUGCGGUAAAGAGAAUCCCAAAACUGCACUCUUUCAGAGUUCUUUCGAAAAUCUUCAUGUUUGUAACACCCUCAAACCCAACGAGUACGCCAUCUUGAAAUUGGUGGUGCAGACGGCCAACAACGAGGGACACGUCUGGGGGGAGAUCCAGAUCGAGACGGAUUACGAGAAUCUGUCAAUUCCAGUUCAGUUCAAGGUGGCAGCUGGAAAGUUGGAAAUCGGUCCUGAUCGUUUGGUCUUCGACCAGUGCUUUCCGGGAAAAAUCUGUUCUCAUCCACUGAAAGUGUAUUCCACUUUCAACGAACCUAUGGUAAUAAAGGAUAUAAUAAGCCUACCGCCUGACCCCCGUCUGCAUGGUAGACACAACGGUCAUAUUUUACCGCAUACCACAAAAAUUGUUGGUCAUCUAUAUCUGAACCCCAAUAUCGGUUGUGGCAAUGAAUGUUACACUGGAUUACAUCAGGACUUAUAUAAUCAGUGGCUGAAAACUCUGAUGUUGCCGAAAUCAGUCGUCAACUUCGACCUGAAUCUCUUCAACACCUUCUAUAACAGAUUUCUGAACAUAACCUCGAAUGGUAUGAGGAGAUGGCAGAAUCUUACCCUGCGUCUGGACACCUCGGAAGUGAGAAGUCACAUUUUCAAGACGAGAGUCCAGAUGAGCUGGCCCACCCUGAUUCACGGCGGUUCGGAUAAUAAAUCCGUAAUUUCAUUUCCUCUCACUCAAAUUGGAAACGUGGCGUAUAGAAACAUAACCAUAAAAAAUCCGUCGAGUAACACGUUGAUGAUACAGAUACUUCUGGACAGGGUCUAUCCAAACAUCGAACUUCUGUACGAGGGAUUGCCAUCGGCGAGUCUUCCCCAAUAUUUUCCUUCUUCGAAUUCCGACAACUUCUUCUUCGUGAAGAACGGCCUCACGCCCAAAAACUUCUUGGAUAAGAUGGGGAUCAAGGUGCACCCUUCGACGAUACCGUUGAUAUUGAAACCGGGCGAAAAUUACACGCUCUCGAUCGGAUUCCUCGGCGAUAAAGUGGGGGAGUUCUCCACGCUGCUUUUCCUCAGGAACAACCUGACCGUGAUGGAAGUGUUGAGACUUAAAGGGAGGAGCACGGAGCCCAUUUUCAGGUUCGGAAACAGGAGGCCAGGGGCCUCGCAGCCCCUACUUUUCGAAUUCACGGAAAAGUAUGCCAAAGAGUGCGAGAGAGACAAGCACUUCAGGUAUCAGAACCCGAACAUAGCGAUAAAAAGAUCGUUUACGGCGAGGAACACCGGGGAAAUUCCCAUGAUCAUCCAAAACUUUUACAUAAAUGACGCGGUUUGCGAAGGAUAUGGUUUUAAGGUUUUAAACUGCAUGCCGUUUUUUCUGCUCGCGAACGGAACCAAAAAGAUCGAUAUAGAAUUCACGCCGGAUUUCACCCUAGCGAAAGUCGUUCGCUCUUUGAUCAUAGAUUCGGACUGCAACAGUUACAUGAAUUACACCCUGCAAGCCACCAUUCCAUCCUAUUAUAUAUCGCUGUGUUCCAACAUGAUACCAAGGCCAAGUUGGGAGUGGUACGUGGGUUAUUUCACGGCCGUCUUGAUGUCCUUGACCUCGAUCUGCAUAUUGUUCAUAGCCGUCUUCGACGCCGAGAAAAUCAAGAAACAAAUGAUUGAUAUAAUCAUUGCUAGCGGACCGACCGUUCAACCCGUUUUAGAUUUGAGGUUGGUCGGUCAACAGGUAAGGGAGGAAGUGAAGAAUACAAAGGCGGAGACGACGAACGACGUCGCUAAACCCGAAACGAAACAAUCCGGCAAAGCGGAACCGUCAAAGUCGAAAAGUGAAACGGAACACAGUCCGGCUCUGAUACCGGCGAUUCCGAAAAUAAAGAAAAAAUUGGGUAAGAGGAACAGUAACGAUUGUUCGGAAUUCGUAGAAGCUCCCAAAAAAGUUGUGGAGAGUAUUAAACAAAAGACAAGUAUCGUCGUAGAUAAGAAAGAUAAAGAGGAGGAAAAAAAAUCUAGUCAUAAUAAGGAAAAUAAGAAAAUUAGCUCUAAGAAGACAAAUAAACCGCCAGCUGAAGAAGAAACUUUAUCUUCAACAACAGAAUCUAGUUGUAAUGCUGAUGAUAUUCAGGAAGCAAGAGAUACCAACCAGAAAUGUUCAAAUAAGUUGAGUUCGAAAAAGACAAAUAAACCCGAAACCGCAUGUAAUAAAACACCGUCAGAGGAGAAUUUUAGAGAGCAAGCACCACCGCAAAGUAGAACGGAAAAAAAGAAAUCUGUUAAAAAUCCACUUAAAUCUAAAGAACACAUUGAUAAUAGCAAAAACCAAACGGGCAACGGCAGAAAUGAAAGUAAAAAGAAAUGGGGAAAAGAAUUCAGAGAAAAAAAUACACCGUCUAAAAAAACGAUAGAGAAACCUAACACAAAAACUACGGAGCAUCAAAACGCUCAUCCUUGUGUGACAAUCCCGACGACUAGGGUAUGGACUGACAACCGCGCUACGUUCAGUGAUGUUGUCGCUAGAAGUGAGGGUUUGUCCAACAGUCGGCUUGGAAAUAUGACCAACUCGCCAUCUUUGUAUGUCGACACGCAUAAUCAAACCACGACACAGUUGGGUCCUAUCGGUUCCAGGCCUGUCGACUAUUGGUCGAAUGGGGGCGGCACACACCACCACUCUUCGCAGGAACAUCAAAACGAGACGAUAAACAGCUUUUUCUCUAUGGGUCCCAACCAUGAAUCUCAGAAUAUUCCAUUGAAUUUCUCCAAUAGCGUUCCAACUAGUACUUGGAGGAACCCCUUGGAGAAUCAAAAUCACCAGUAUGACUUAUUGAGGGGGAAUAACACAAACGCAAUGUCUUCUGUACAAGAUUACGUUCCUUCGUGGUCUCAGAAUCGCUUUUCGCACUCAAAUACGUUUUGGGACAACAGCUCAAGUUUCUUAGGUGGGGUUCCAACAAUUAGCCAUCCCAGUCCAUUGUCCGCGCCUUCUCCAGUACAAAACAACAGACAAAAUGAUUAUUUAUCAAAUUCGUCCACGCUCUGGCAACAAUGGACGCCAUUCAAUUUACCCACAAGGACUCCUCCAGGUUUUCAAAAUAUACAUCAAAAUACUGGGGGGCCUAAUAACGAAAAUUCAGUAACUACGACAGAGAGUUACAACCCUUUCUCGAGUAAUAUGUGGACAAACAGUAACAUAUGGAGAUAUUCUGAGGAUUCCUAAAUCUCCAGUUGCCAUUAAUUUCAAUGGGCCAUUUGCACUUAUCUUAAGUAAAAAGUUGGCUUAUUUUCAAGACUGUUAAAAUACUCAUUUGUUGUGACCCUCAUCACAACUCUACUAGAAGUGUGAACAUGUUCUACUUUCCUAUUAUAUUGUUUUAUUUCUUCUCAAAAUGAAUUUAAAAGUGUUCAAAAGAA